Messenger RNA from Chenopodium quinoa (quinoa), 3286 nucleotides. Its product is annotated as aberrant root formation protein 4-like. Gene Ontology annotation, molecular function: ubiquitin-protein transferase inhibitor activity. Lineage: Eukaryota; Viridiplantae; Streptophyta; Magnoliopsida; Caryophyllales; Amaranthaceae. Bases 135 to 1919 code for a protein of 594 amino acids. The record is from RefSeq and is a predicted model, not a curated record. Gene Ontology annotation, cellular component: cytoplasm. The transcript has 14 exons.
UUGGCAAUGGUGUUACCCAAAAAAAAAAAACGGGUGUAUGUCAUCUUCCCGCGAAUUCACUGGAAACUUUACUCCAAAAUCCCAAAAUUGAGCAGCAAUAGAAUCGCGCUAAAACUCAGCACAAAGCUUCAAUAAUGUCAGCACCAUCAGAAGAAACAUCUACAGCUUCUCCUUCUUCGCAACCCUUGAUUCUUCGCCUCCAACAAUUCCUCGACUCCUGCUCCAAGGCAGUAGAAGAUGGUGAUAUUCGUCAAUCGGAAGAAGUAAUUUCUGGGACUGUUGAGUUUCUCAGCUCAAUUUCUGACGCUGCUAUUUCAGAUCCUGAUGAUGAAGGAAAUCGAAACAAUUCAAUUGUUGUUCUUACUCAUAUUCAUUCUUUCCUCUCAAAUCCUUCUCUUGAUCAGGCUAUUGUUGAUGCACUUUCAUUUGAGAUGCCCAAGGCUAUUGCCAAGUUUGCAGGAGUGUCCCAGAGGUGCCGUGAAAUUGUUGAAAGUGUUAUUGAUCACUUCACAACAAAGUGUAGCCCACGCGACAUGAUUUCAGUGUUCUCUGAGGCAUUGGAUUCCUAUGGGAAAACAACUGAUGCAUCUGGUUAUGUUUCUGCUCUUCUACGCGGGGUCUCUAAAGCAUUUCUCUCCAUAAGUAGACGUCAGGCUGAACAAAUUAAAGUUGCUCUUCCCAUCAUCCUUAAUGCUGUGAAGGCUGCGUCUUUCGAUUUGGAUGAUAGAGAUAUAGGCUUCAAGGAUUUGUUUGAAGGGGCUAUUAGCAUUGCCAAUUCCAUGCUAGGAACAUGUAAAAAAUUGGAGGAUGGAGCAAAUGGACAACUUCGUGGCUUACUCAGCUUGUAUGUAAUGCAAAUCAUGACUGUUGUUUCGAUCAGCGCGGGGGAUGAAGUUUCGUCUAGUCUUUCCUUUGUUCAAACAUUAUCAAGCUUCUUUCCGUAUUGUGGUUUAUCAUAUGCGGAUCUUGUAUGUGGCCUUGGAGUUGAUCCACUUAUCAAUCUUAUACGUGGUGAUGAAAUGGAUGAUUAUAUGGAUUGCUUUUGCUAUGUCAAACAUGGAGCAGUGCUUUCAAUGAUUUGGGGGCAUAUAUCUGAUGAAGUCUCUCAGGCAGCUGGGCAGGAUGUCAGUCUUCUUAAGAAUGAUCUUAGGACCUCCCAAAGUAGAAGAUGGUCAACUAUAGGCAUGAUGAAGUACAUAUUCUCUUUAGGUGAGCUGCCUUGGGUCCUAAAGAAGCAUGCAACAGACUUCUUGCUGGUCAUCACAGAAAACAGUAAACAAGAUGUGAAUGAAGACAUGAUAUGCUCAUCCUUUACACCCAGUCUUAUUUCUACUCUGCAGGCUAUUCUGUCAGUCAUCAUGUAUGCUCCGGAUGCUGAGUUAAGAAAGAUGGCUUUUGCUACCUUAAAAAGGGUGCUUGCUGAUAAUCCAGCUUCUUUAAGGCUUGACAUAAUGCAGGUCUUGGUUAAAUCUAGCACCUCUUCAUCCAUGGUGGCAAUACUUUUAGAUUGCGUUAGGGAGAAUCUUCGAAAUGAUUAUCUUAAACUGCGAGAAGAGAAAGUGUCUUCUAGCUGCACUUUCUGGAAUGCUAGCAUACUUGAAUUGGUAGAAUUUGUUUUGAGACCCCCCAAUGGAGGACCACCUUCUCUCCCUGAGCAAAGUGAUGCGGUUCUUUCAGCUCUUAACCUGUAUAGAUAUGUUCUAAUAGCAGAGAAAACAGGGAACACAAACUACACAGGUGUCGUGUCUAGAAACAAAUUAGAGGAGGUGUACAGAAAAUGGCUCUUGCCUCUAAGAACUUUGGUGAUGAGCAUAAAUGCAGAAAACAAGAAUGGUGAUGAGCAACUUGCAACGGACAUAAUGUGCGGAUUGAACCCUCUUGAGCUCGUUUUGUACCACUGUAUUGAACUUGUUGAAUAGACCAUUAGACAGUCAUGAUGGUUGGUGACUCAAACCUGAAUGUCCCCCCCCCCCUAUCUUGGCUGUUUUCAUUACAUUUAUAUAAAUAUUGUUCUUUUGUGUUUCCCCUUGUUAUCAGGAUUAGUUGGGGGUUAGAUUAUUAAACUCUUCAAGAUACCUCUGUUGUUAAAGCUAUCAACAUUACUCAUCAUUGAUUCUUUACAUAAUGAGUGGAACAAUUGAUUUUUGAAAUUUGAAGGUCUUUUUCUUUUGCUUUAAUUAUAUUCUUUUAUAAGUUUUGCAUUUUCUGUAUCUUCUUACCCUCUAUUUCCAUUCAUUCUUGAAUUUGCUGGGCUCUUUUUUUUUUUUUUUUUUUUUAGAAGGUAAACCUUUCAGGCCUUACAAGAAUGCAAGGAAGCUGUAGCCGAGAGUCCGAGCUCGAUUAUAGCUGUAAGCACCGUCCUGUAGUAGACUUGUGAACAAUUCUAAAACAUUUGUAUCUUUUUUUCACCUUUGGUUUUGUGUAAGACAGGUAUAAGAGGGAUAAGUUUUUAUUAUAUUUGUCAGGAAAUAAAAAGUAUAGGUUAUAGACAAAUUCAUGAUUCCGAGAGGGUGAGCAGCUUACCUGACAUGAUAUACAAAAUCAAUCAUGAUUCCCGCCCCCUUAUAUAAAAUACAUCUUUAUCAGCCAUUAUAUACCUACUUGCAACAAUAUGCUUAGAGAGUGGAUUUGUUUCCAUUUUAUAAACUUUAGACUCAAGCAAUGUCUAGUUGACUCCAGAUCUAUAAUCUUAUUCUUUGUGGGGAUCUAAGUUGGUAAAUGUUUGUACUUUCUCUACCGUGAAAGCUUAAUGUUAAGCGGUUACUUCCUCCGCUCCAAAUACUAGUCUCUUUUUUACUUGGGAUAAAAAUGUAGAGAGUGACAGAGAGAGUGUGUGUGUGUUUUUUUUUUUUGGUUAGAAUGUUGGGAUUAAGUUACCAGCUAUAUAAAAUAGUUUAUCGUGAUUCUUGUUUGUCACAUUUUGACGGGAUUGAGUAUAUAUUGUUUACCUUGACUUAUUAAAAAAAAAAAUGGCAAAAACUAACGAAUGAGGAGUUGGAUAAAAUAACUAAAAAUAAAAAUAUUAAAUUAAAAUGAACAUUUAUUACAACGAUCGACGCGUGAUUUUGACAUGAAUUCUUAAAUUAAUACUAGGAAAUAUUUCAAAUGCUAAACUAACACUCCGGAGGUGUUCAUUUGCAAGAUCCUAAUUCAAAAGUGAUAUAAAAAGUCAAUAUGAGUACAUGAAAAACAAUAUAAAAAUUGAGAUAAUAGUACUAGGUGAAAAAAUAAAAAACAAUUAGCCAUAUAUUGCAUUAUUUAUUAGAGUUAGAAUGUAAAAGGGAGA